This is a messenger RNA of Paramisgurnus dabryanus, 2456 nucleotides long. It is a transcript of the gene trmt1, whose product is annotated as tRNA methyltransferase 1. Gene Ontology annotation, cellular component: nucleus. The record is from RefSeq and is a predicted model, not a curated record. NCBI's taxonomy places the organism in Eukaryota, Metazoa, Chordata, Actinopteri, Cypriniformes, Cobitidae. Gene Ontology annotation, biological process: tRNA N2-guanine methylation. Gene Ontology annotation, molecular function: RNA binding; metal ion binding; tRNA (guanine) methyltransferase activity.
UCCUCUGGGCUUCCGUAGUUUAAACAGAGGACUACACAUGUGAAGUAUCCUCGAAAAUGUAUAUGCUAACGCUUACCUGUUUCCUGACAAGUCUGUGAAAAAGUGCACAGCAAACCUUUUUUGUUACGUUUGCUAUGACAGAACCAUAGUUUCUAUUAGGAACGAUGCUUAAUGGUCUUUUCUUUUAGUAAAUGCUGGUGAGGGGUGCGUUUCGGGCAUACUUGACUGGUGUACGUUUAUCUUUAAGUCUCUGUAAGGAGGGACCAGCCUUUUUGGAGAGUCUCACUACAGGACCCAGUUGUGUCUAUAAAACAUUCAGGACAAUGAGCAAUGAUAAAGAAAACUCCUGUUCUGGCACAGAUACACCAACUGAUGUACCAAUGAAGGACUCAAUUCCCUCUAUCUCCACAGAAACCAGUCAGAAUUCAUUGACAGAACCUGGGCUUUUGCCAGGAGAGACUGUUGUAAGGGAGGGCAAGGCAGCGAUUAUAUUCCCAAGUGCCAAUGAGGUCUUCUACAACCCUGUGCAGGAGUUUAACAGAGAUCUAACGUGUGCGGUGAUCACAGAGUUUGCCAGGGAGCAGCUGGCGCAGCGGGGCGUUAGGAUCCUGGUGCCGGGUGAGAAAGACAGAGUCGUGGUCCAGCUGUCAAAGGAGAAGAAUGGAGUUAAGGAUCAGGAAGAAGAACCUGAGAAUGAGCAAGAAAAGAAAGAAGAGAGCAACGAUAAAGAGUUCAUUACUGCCUCUGUGGGGGAGAAAUGUGAGCAAGGCUUGAGUGUUCUGGAAGGUCUGGCUGCGUCAGGGCUGCGUUCGGUUCGGUUUGCUCUGGAGGUCCCAGGAGUGAAGAGCAUCACUGCUAAUGAUUUCUCUGCUAAAGCUGCUGCUCUGAUCGCCCGCAAUGCAAAGCACAACAAUGUCUCCCACAUCGUGCACGCCAGCCAAAGAGAUGCCAGUAUGGUGAUGUAUGAGGCGAGAGGAAGAAAGGACCGCUAUGAUGUCAUAGAUCUUGACCCCUAUGGCAGCCCCUCUGCGUUUAUAGAUGCAGCUGUGCAGGCCGUCAGUGAGGGUGGGUUGCUUUGUAUUACAUGUACUGACAUGGCUGUAAUGGCUGGAAAUAGUGGUGAAACCUGCUACAGUAAAUACAGUUCUGUGUCCAUCAAGUCUAAAUACUGCCAUGAGAUGGCCCUGCGUAUAAUCCUUCACAGUUUAGAUCAGAGAGCAGCUGUGUAUCAGCGCUACAUUGAACCUUUAUUAAGUGUGAGUGUGGAUUUCUACAUCCGAGUAUUCGUCAGAGUCAAAACCGGUCAGGCUGUGGUCAAGAACUCUGCAAGUAAGCAAGCACUCAUAUAUAACUGUGUUGGGUGCGGAGCGUUUCAUCUGCAGAGAAUGGGGAAAAAAAUAUGCCAAGGAAAACAUAUGAAGUAUUCUGCAGCCACUGGACCUCCUGUAGGACCCAGCUGUGAACAUUGUGGACAGAAAUUCCAGCUGGGUGGUCCCAUGUGGGCGGAGCCUCUUCAUGACAGUGCAUUUGUUCAGAAGGUUCUGGGUGCUGUCUCGGGAAACCCCACCCGUUUCGGAACAUCAAAACGUAUUGAAGGGAUACUGAGCAUGGUGACUGAGGAGCUACAGGAUGUUCCUCUGUACCACGUUUUAGAUCAACUGAGCAGCACGGUUCACUGCAACACGCCACCCAUGCUGCAGUUCAGGUCAGCACUCCUGCAUGCUGGGUACAGAGUGUCUUUCUCUCAUGCGUGCAAGAAUGCAGUGAAGACAGAUGCACCUCCUGGGGUUUUGUGGGAUAUCAUUCGCUGCUGGGAAAAGUCCAACCCAGUAAAGCGAGAGAGGCUAUCAGAGACGAGCCCUGCCCAUCACAUUCUCUCCAAAGAGCCAACUCUCCAGGCCUGUUUUGAGAUCAGAGAGGAUGCAAACCCACAGUCCAGAAAACGUCACCUCACACGUUUUCAAGAGAACCCACAGGCCAACUGGGGACCCAAAGCUCGUGCCAAAGCUGAUGGAGGAAUCUCAUCUGAGCUGGAGGACAAAAGAAAACACUUUCAGGGUAAACGGAAACAACCGAUUACAGACUCUUCACAACUCAAGAAUUAUCCCUGCAAGAAGUUUCGAAAGGGAACAUGUACACAUGGAGAGAAAUGCUGUUAUUCACAUGAACUUGAACAAGGAGCCAGUGAAGAGAAGAUGGACUAAUGGCUGUAUAUUAGAAAAUUGUACAAGCAUGACAUGGCAUAAGACAAACCUUUUGUUAUUUCAUUGAAAUUAAAUUUUGUUUUGUGCUUAUAUUGAAUGUCUGCACUUCUGGUUUGUACAGAUUUGCACCUACAUUUAUUUUACUGAAAAGUUUCUUGCAUCCUGGGAGUAAUUGCCUGGACAUAUUUUAUUCAUUUUGUUUUAUCUUGUAUGUAUUUUUGUUCAUCAAAUAAACAACAGAUACACACAUCA